GCGAGAAAAGCGAACGCGAUUGGCUUGAUUUUAACUUCAAUUAAAAUGUAGUAAUUGCAGGUAGUACCUAAACUGGACUGGUGUAGUUGAUCGCUUAAGGGUAGCAAUUCUUGUGCAUAACAGGAUGGCUCGGAUUUAAGGUGCAGACGGAGCACAUGAUGCCCGGUGUGGUGGACGGGGAACGCUCAGGCCUCCAGCCCAUACGCUCAGCGCCCGAGGGUAACCCAGCUCCCACGCCCUGAAGGUCCCGUAACCCCGCCCCUGCCCCCGCGGAAAUGACGGACAGGAAGGAGCCGCCCUUCUUCAACGAGGACAACGUGGGGCCCUUCCACUUCAGGCUGCCGCGCUGCGAGAGCAUGGAGCUGCUGAUCGAGACGCUGACGGGGACUCGCUUCCAGCUGCGCGUCUCGCCCUUCCACACCGUCGUCUCUGUCAAGGCUAAGAUCCACAGGCUGGAAGGUAUCCCGGUUGCCCAGCAACACUUGAUCUGGAAUAAUGUGGAGCUGGAAGAUGAGUACUGCCUGUAUGAUUACAGCAUUGCAGAAGGGAGCACUCUGAAGCUGGUUCUGGCUAUGAGAGGAGGUCCCAUCAACACCAGAAGAGUUGCUGUGGACGACUCGGUGAAGGAGAUGAUGGAGUACAUGGACACGGGGCGGGGUGGGGCUUGGGAUGAGGCCCCACCCAACAAGCAGGUUACGUAUCUGGUGUACCGCGAGGGCGACCAGCUGAACUUCUUCCGGGUCGUGGACCGAGGUGACGGCACUCUUACACCGGUCAGGGGCAGCUCGGUGUAUAACCUGUACACUGAGGAAGAGGAGCUGGGGGAUUCGGGCUCAGGCCUGCAGGCCUUAGAGAACUCCAUCACUAUGAGCAAGAUGAGGCUGCUGAAGGCAAAGAUGGAGAACAUGAAUCUCAACAAAAAGCCCAAGAAGAGCGCGAAGCUGAAGCCCAGGCCUCCGGGCGGGCCUCGUACCUGUAGCGGCUACCUGGCGCCUGGGCGACAGCACCGGCCUUUCCGGGUCCUUCCGCAGAUCGGCCAGUCCCCGGCCCCUGCAGCGCACCUACCUCCGGCCACUGGCUCCGCCCACCCGUCCCUCUCCUCGCUCCCAGUUCCCGCCCCCAAUGAAAAACCCUCACAGGAGCCGGAGGGGGAGGAGCCAUGGGAGUGCCCCGCCCUCGGCAAAAUCCUGUCCCCUCCCAAGGUGUCCCGACUGGAGGGGGGCAGGUCCGAGCCGCUGAAAGACCGUGCGCUCCCACCCCUCUCUGCUCUGGCCACCAGAGGCCUACCUGGUGCUGCAGAGCCACACCCCGCAGUAGGCCGGGCGGCUCUGAUGGAGGAGUCGGUGCUGGCAGACCCUCACAAGGCUCUACCGCUUGAUAAAAAGACGCCAGAUCCGGUGACCUUUGACCUGCCAUCCCAGGAGGUCAGCCGGGGGGACUCGUUAGCGGCGGUUGCUGAGCAGCUGCCCGUGGCGUCGCUGUUGCCUCAGGCCGUGGACCAGUGGGUGGCGGGUGGCUAUGGUGUGUCCACCGGGACCGAACUCAGGCCCCUUUGCGCUUCCCCCAGCCUGUCCUCUGCCCUGAGCCCCGCCCCACACCCGCCCCCCAGCCCCGACCCCCAUCUGCCCCCCAGCCCCGCCCCACACCCGCCCCCCAGCCCCGACCCCCACCUGCCCCCCAGCCUGCCUGCUGCCCUGAGCCUCGCCCCACACCCGCCCCCCAGCCUGCCUGCUGCCCUGAGCCCCGCCCCACGCCGCCCCCCCAGCUUCGCCCGCCUCCAGGCCGUCCACGGGGACUCCCCUGACGUGCGGCCCGAGCUCCUCUCCAAUAGUGAGGCGCAGGAUGUCGCCCGAAUAACCGCCAAGGAGCCCCUGUCCCCUCUGCUGGCCUCUCUGUCCCGGAGGAGGAGCAGAGGGGGGGGCCCAGGGGGGCUGGGCCGGGGCUGUGCAAGCAUCCGCCUGAUCCAGGAGGACCUGCUGCUGAGCCCCUCCUUUAUGCUGUCUGCCGUUCUGUUUCAGUCUGUGGACCAGUCAGCGGGGGCUCUCAGCAGCUCAGGGAGCCAAGGCCCCCCCACACUUCUCCUCCCUCCGGUGAAGGGCCCCCCCGGCUCACGGAAGAAAAGCUCCAGGCACUGUUACCUGUGCAGAAAGAAGACAGGCCUGGCCAGCAGCUUCCAGUGCAGGUGUGGAAACAGUUUCUGUGCCUCUCACCGCUACGCUGAGGCCCACGACUGCAGCUUCGACUACAAGAGCGCUGGCCGCCGCUUCCUGCAGGAAACCAACCCCGUCGUCACGGCGCCCAAGCUGCCCAAGAUCUGAAACCCAUGUCCAGAGACGGGCGUCCCGCGCUCAGGGGCUCGGGGGGUCCCGCGCUCAGGGGGGGUCCCGCACUGAGGAGGUGUCCCACGCUCAGGGGCUCGGGGGGUCCCGUGCUGAGGAGGUGUCCCACGCUCAGGGGCUCAGGGGGUCCCAUGCUGAGGGGGUCCGGUCUAGACGGCAUCUUACAGCCGUUACAUAAAGGAACUUCUUAAAGCACAUGUUCUUCCUGGGCUCAGAACUGCUGAAAGGCCAAGGAUAAAAAAACCAACUAAUGCAAAAAAAGAGCACAGUCUCGCCUGAAACGAUGUGAAUAAGCCGUCUGUCCCACAUUACUGAUGUGUCCUCUAAAUGAAACCAGUGUGCGUGUGCGGGUGUGGGGGGGAGGUUUAAUUUGACAAAUGCAUUUAAUGCAUCUUUUUUUGUUUGUUUGUUUUUUUAUGAAACUCCAUGCGACAAGUCUUGAAAAGAUGCACUUUAAUGAGGAUUCACCAAUGUCUGCCUCGUGGGGAGCUUAUGCUGUCAUGUUUUGUCUUUGUACUGGAGUGCUUUUUCAUCUGUAAAUCAUUGUUUAAUCUCUGCCUCCCCUCCUCACCUUCUCUGUACGUAAUUGUAAUCUGUUACAAUGAGCAUUUUUUUCAAGGGCAAAUAACUAGGCUGCAUGCUGAAUCCAAGAAUCGGCAGCACAUGUCUUAAUGACAAAAUCACCUUAACAAGGCAUGGUCAUAAUGUAGACCAGUUGUCUCCAACCCUGGUCCUGGAGAGCGACAGGAUCUGCUGGUUUUCAUAGUGACUCUGCACUUCAUGAAUCAAUUAGAGCAGUUGAUUACACAGUUAACUCACCUGGUGUCUUGGGUCUCAAUUGGGUGUUGAUUUUAAGGUGAAAACAAAAGCCAGCAGACCCUGUAGCUCUCCAGGACCAGGGUUGGAGACCACUGAUGCAGACUAAUAUGCAUACAAAUACUGGCUCUGAAAAACUUGGUUGAUAUUUCUGGGUGAACUGUUGGGGGUUGGGAAGACUUGUUGGUUGCCAUAAUGAGAACAAAUCACUUUGUUUUGUAAUGCUACGUGUUUUUUUUUUUAGCACUAUUAGCUGGUCUGAAAAAUUCUGAAAAUAAAUACUUGUUUCUGUGAUUUAA
Anguilla rostrata (American eel) is the source of this 3454-nucleotide messenger RNA. RefSeq names its product zinc finger, AN1-type domain 4 (gene zfand4). The record is from RefSeq and is a predicted model, not a curated record. Gene Ontology annotation, molecular function: zinc ion binding; protein binding. Bases 276 to 2318 code for a protein of 680 amino acids. Lineage: Eukaryota; Metazoa; Chordata; Actinopteri; Anguilliformes; Anguillidae. The transcript has 10 exons.